UCGCAAGCUGACUAAAUUAUUUACUAACCGUGAGACUGCUGUGAAUCUGUUGGUGCGCGUUAAACGUAUUUUCACAUUUUGUCCACUUUGACAAUGUCAGAGGGCGGUGAAAACGGUAACGAGGCGCUGGCCGGGGCGGCGCAGGAGGACGUUGAUGCGGAACCAGAGAGAGAGGCCAUCAUAGCGAUGGCCCAAGCUGUGGAAAUUGCAUACGAAAGCGACGAUGAUAAUGAUGAUGAGGCAGCCGCAGAAGAGGCAGGAGCAGAGGAGGAUGCCAUGAGCUGUGGUGAUGCGGAAGCCGCUGAGAAAAACGAGAGCGACAGCAGCCCCGCCGCCGACGAUGCCUUUGGCAAUCAAGAAGAAGACACAGCCGCCGAUAGGCGCUCGUCCACCAAGAAAGAGCUGACGCAAAUCAUCGACCGCUGGGAGCAGCAGCAGACUCAAAGUGGCUACGAUCCCGUGCCCACUCUGAAGAGUCUGGCGGAGAUUUUUGAGCGCGAAAAGGACGCCUACAUGCGCAAGGAUCCGGAUCCCUUGGACUCGAGGCAUCCAUAUCGCGCCGAUCCCAGCUGCCAGUAUGGGCUGCUCCUCAAGUUGCUCUUCCGCAAAGAUGUGUUCAUGGGGAAGUUGCUAAACGACUAUCUGCGCGAGAACUACUUCAGUCGCCAGACCAUCAGUCGCAGCUCCCUGGAGCUGAACAUCCUGGCGUGCCGCCUCAUCCUGGAGAUUAUGCCAGGUCUGGAGACAACUGCCGUCUUCCAGAUAGCCAACGACGAUGGCACCAUCAAUCGCAUCUACAGCUGGGCGGACGACAGCAUCGAGCCGCUCCAGAGCUAUGCCACCGGACUUCUUGCCGAGGCCAUGGAGGUCAGCGACACUGCGAUCAACUAUCGCGAUCAGAACAUGCGCCUGGUACCCAAGAUGAUCAAGCGCCUGCACAUGCUUCUAGCCAUAAGCAAAAGCGCCUCAGCGGACCACCCAUCGGCGCUAAACUAUUCAGCCGACAGCAGCGCCUCUGGUGGACUGCUCUGUUGGAUGGCCUGCGGCAACGGAGCGUCGGCUCCGCAGUCGCCACAGCACAACGGAAGCGGCAUUGCGAGUUCAAACCAUGGCGAUGCCUCCAACAUGUCGAUUCUCUUCGAGAACAGCCGCGAUGCUUUCUACAAGUCGCGCUACUACAAGCGGAUGUACAUACCGCUGCACCCGCCAACGGCCGAUGCCAGCCAAAAACUGAUCAUGCGCUUCCUCACCAGCCUCGGCGAGUAUCAGGAGUUCCUGGCCAUGGCCUUCGAGAACGUGAUGCAGCUGAUAUUCGGCUAUCUGGAGAACCUGGAUCGCCGCGACACUUGCCUCGCUUACGAGGUGCUCAAGUACUUGGCCUCCUUGCUUUGCCACAAGAAAUUCGCUCUGGAGUUUAUAUCCCACGGCGGCCUGGAGCUGAUGCUGAAAGUACCGCGCCCUAGUCUGGCCACCACGGGCGUGUCCAUUGCCAUUUACUAUCUGGCGUACUGCGAGGAUGCCAUGGAGCGGAUAUGCAGCAUGCAGCGUCCCCUCAUCUCGGAGCUGGUGCGCUACGCGUUGUGGAUAUUGGGUCGCUGCCACGACUCCUCCAAGUGCCAUGCCACCAUGUUCUUCAGCCUGAGCUUCCAGUUCAAGGUGAUUCUGGACGAGUUCGAUGCCCACGAUGGUCUCCGUAAACUCUACAAUGUUGUAAGUGACACUUUGAACGAACUCCUAAAUGGAGGCAGAUUGAGCUAUUCUGUUGUGAUAUUCCAGAAUGACAGCGACAACGAUUCGGAUAUCAACGAUGAUGUGGAGUGCGCCUCCCGCCAGAUGGUGCGUCACGUGUGCGUGGCCCUCAAGCGCUAUAUGGAGGCGCAUUUCUUCUUCAAGUACAACAGCUUCCUCUCGCAGCACUAUGCGACCUCCACCUCUCCCUCGUCGGCGCACUACUUCAACCAGAACCCCACUGUGGCGGCCAAACUCACCUUCGACCAGUUGCACGAGCAGAUUCGCACACUCCAGGAGCACACAUCGAUCCGCGGCCACUGGCAGCCCGUGGACCAGCUGAUGAAGCUGGGCGGCAUCUCAAUGCUGCUGCGAAUCAUAUCCUUCAGCUACGACUGGUUGAACAGCGGCCGCUCGGAGACGGUUCGGUCCGCAUUGGAUGCGCUAAGCGUGUGCUGUGUGAUUCCCCGUGUCUAUGUGGUGCUGUGCGAGCGCAUACAGAUGCUGGACAAGACGACCACCUCGGGCUUCUGCUCUGUGCUGGGAGCGGCAGCCGGAGAAAUCACCUCCGACGCCGAGGUGCUGAAGUCGGCUAUGGCCGUGCUCUGCCACUGCGUCUGCUCGCCGAUCAUACGCAAGGACAGCGGCAGUAGCCUGAUCAACUGA
This is a messenger RNA of Drosophila miranda, 2394 nucleotides long. Its product is annotated as protein mahjong-like. Lineage: Eukaryota; Metazoa; Arthropoda; Insecta; Diptera; Drosophilidae. Gene Ontology annotation, cellular component: nucleus; Cul4-RING E3 ubiquitin ligase complex. Gene Ontology annotation, biological process: protein ubiquitination. The record is from RefSeq and is a predicted model, not a curated record. Bases 94 to 2394 code for a protein of 766 amino acids. The transcript has 6 exons.